AUGGGAAUCAUCUUUGUCUCUCAGACAGGAGUCGGAGUCCUAGGAAACAUCCUGCUCCUUCUCUGCUAUGGCUUCAUUUCCUGCACUGGACGAGGGAUAAAGCACAUGGAUUUGAUUCUCCAUAACCUACUUGUAGCCAACUGCUUGGUUCUUCUCUCGAGAGGCAUUCCUCAGACCAUGGCAGCUUUGGGGCUGAAAUAUUUCAUGGACGAUUUUGGAUGCAAACUAGUUUUCUAUGUUCAUAGAGUGGCCAGAGGGGCAUCUCUGAGUGCUACUUCUCUCUUGAGUGGCUUCCAGGCCAUCACAAUCAGCCUUAGCAGCCCUCAGUGGAUGGAGCUCAAGGUCAAAGCCCUCAAAUCCUUUCGAUUAUCCAGUCUUCUCUGCUGGCCCCUUCACCUGUUGGUAAAUAGUAUGGUUCCUAUGUAUAUUACAGCGACAGGGAAGAGCAACAACCUCACAGAGAAAAAGGACUUAGGGUUCUGUUCUGGCAUAAUUAGUGACAGAAAUAUAUCCUUAUUGUGUUCCAUGAUGUUUUCCUUCAUUGACGUCUUGCAUUUGGUGUUAAUGAUUUGGGCCAGUGGCUGCAUGAUGUUCAUUUUGUACAGACAUAAGCAGAAGGUCCUGCACAUUCACAGCAAAAGCCUCUCUCCCAAAUGCUCCCCAGAGUCGAGAGCCACCCACAGCAUCCUGAUCCUAGUGGGCACAUUUUUCUGUUUCUAUGCACUGUCUUCCUUCUUUACUUUCUAUAUGUCCCUCUUUGAUAAACCCAGCUGGUGGCUGGUGAAUACCUCUGCCCUUAUGGGUUCAUCUUUCCCCUGUGUUAGCCCCUUUGUGCUCAUCAGCAGAGACCCCCGUGUCUCUAGGCUGUGGUAUACCAGUGGCACAAAGAUCAAUGAUUUUCGUAAACGGGUCAGCAUGAAAAUCCAGAAUGCUGCAUACUGUCCUUGUAUCAGGUUACCCUUCCAUAUUUUACAUUUGCUAAAUCAGUUAGUGGAUAAGAUCAAAACAAGAUAG
Messenger RNA from Lepus europaeus (European hare), 1014 nucleotides. RefSeq names its product vomeronasal type-1 receptor 4-like. Gene Ontology annotation, molecular function: pheromone receptor activity. The record is from RefSeq and is a predicted model, not a curated record. The transcript has a single exon. Gene Ontology annotation, biological process: G protein-coupled receptor signaling pathway. NCBI's taxonomy places the organism in Eukaryota, Metazoa, Chordata, Mammalia, Lagomorpha, Leporidae. Gene Ontology annotation, cellular component: membrane. The coding region runs from base 1 to 1014 and encodes 337 amino acids.